This is a messenger RNA of Adineta ricciae, 1938 nucleotides long. Lineage: Eukaryota; Metazoa; Rotifera; Eurotatoria; Adinetida; Adinetidae. The record is from the annotation of a GenBank genome assembly.
AUGUUUUUAUUCAACAAGUUAAAUUUAUUUCUAUUUUUAUUCUUGAUCUUGAUUAUUGAAAUAUCCGGUAUUUCUCACAAUCGGCCAAAAUUAUCUUUUGAUGCAUUAUGGAAUGAAAAUGGAACAACGAUUCUUAAUGAAACUCUAAUUGGAUCUGAUCCUUUAGAUUUCUUCAUUGAUCAAAAUAAUACAGUCUAUAUUCCAAAUCGACAUACAGGAGACAUUCUUCUCUUUUCACAAGGAAAUUUAACACAAACAAUUCGUUUGAAUUUAACAAAUUCAUCAACAAUAUUUGUACAAAAUAUUGAUGAGAUUUAUUUGGAUACAUUUUAUUUAAUUCAAACGGGGGGGGGGGUGAUUAGUAAAAUAACGUCAAAUUUAACAAUUUAUCCAAUAUCAAGAAUGAAUUUAUGUCAUCAAUGUUUUGAUAUAUUUAUUCAUAAUAAUGAUCUACUUUAUUGCUCAUUUACCGAACGACAUCAAAUUAUUGCCAAAUCAUUAAUUCAUCCUUCUUAUCCAUUAGUCAUGGUUGCAGGAACAGGUCAACCUGGUUCAACAUCAACAACACUUCGAUAUCCUCAUGGAAUAUUUAUUGAUAAUUCAACAUCUGAUUUAUAUGUUGCUGAUUGUGAAAAUAAUCGAAUACAAAAAUUUGAAUUUGGAAAACUGAUUGGAAUAACAAUUGUUGGAAAUCAAUCUUUAUCGAAUUUUACUUUCGAUUUAAAUUGUCCAACUUCGAUUAUUUUAGAUUUUGAUGGGAAUUUCUUUGUUGUUGAUUCUGGAAAUCAUCGAAUGAUUCGACAAGGAAGAAAUGGAUUUGAUUGUUUUGUUAAUUGUGAUAGAACAUCAGGUUCAAGUUCAAGUCAAUUAAAUUCACCUUGGACAUUAAAUUUUGAUAAUGAAGGAAAUCUUUAUGUUAUUGAUCGAAGAAAUAAUCGGAUGCAAAAGUUUAAAUUAAUUCAUUCGGGAUAUUGGACAACAACAGGGAAUACGAAUGUUGUACGAUGUUGGCAUACAGCUUCGAUAUUAUCCAAUGGAAACGUAUUAGUUACUGGUGGAGACGAUGGUGGUAGUGCUCACUCCAGCACUGAAUUAUAUGAUCCAUCAACAGGUAUUUGGAUACUGACAGGAAGUAUGAAUGUUCCACGACGAUAUCAUGUAGCAUCGCUAUUAUUUAAUGGAUCGGUAUUAGUUACUGGUGGAUCUAAUGGUUUUUCGUAUGUCAGCAGUACUGAAUUAUAUGAUCCAUCGACAGGUAUUUGGACACUGACAGGAAGUAUGAAUGCUGUACGACAUGCUCAUACAGCAUCUCUAUUACUCAACGGAACAAUAUUAGUUACAGGUGGUUGGAAUAGUGGUCCUCUCAAUAGUGCUGAACUAUAUGAUCCAUCAACAGGUAUUUGGACACCGACAGGAAAUAUGAAUGUUGCACGAUCUGGUCAUACAGCAUCGACACUAUCAAAUGGAACAAUAUUAGUUAUCAGUGGCAGCAGUGUUGAACUAUAUGAUCCAUCAGCAGGUAUUUGGACACUGACAGGAAGUAUGAAUGCUGCACGAUCUGGUCAUACAGCAUCAGUAUUAUCCAAUGGAAAAGUAUUAGUUACUGGUGGAGUCAAUAGUGGUGAUGUUCUCAAUAGUUCUGAAUUAUAUGAUCCAUCAACAGGUAUUUGGACACUGACAGGAAGUAUGAAUGCUGCACGAUCUGGUCAUACAGCAUCAGUAUUAUCCAAUGGAAAAGUAUUAGUUACCGGUGGAGACAAUAGUGGUAAUGUUCUCAAUAGUUCUGAAUUAUAUGAUCCACCAACAGGUAUUUGGACACUGACAGGAAAUAUGAAUUUUCUUCGACGAUCAUACACAACAUCGAUAUUAUCCAAUGGAAAAAUAUUAGUUACCGGUGGAUAUGAUGGUAAUUGUCACAAGAAUGCUGGAUUAUAUUGA